ACUCAGCCUACUUAAAAGAUUUGGGUGUGGGUUCUGUCGUAUUAAGACAUGGACCAGUAUGGAUUUUUGCUUACAGUUUUUAUAUGAUUGGGUAGCUUGCAGAACGAUGGGACCGUUCGGUUCGUUUGGAACUCUCUGGUUUUCGCCGGUUCACCGGUCCGAUAGUUGGUUUAGGCGUCCGUGACCGGUUCAAUGUUACAACGGUCUAAUAGGUAAAUCGUUGCGGAAUUGCGACCGGUUGUCGGUUGGACCGGCCGGUCCGGUCCGGUUUUUUAAACACUGGGAAAGAGAGAGGGGUUUAGAGAGAGAAAGUAGAGAGGGAUGAUGGAAGCUUCGAGCCGGAUAUCUCUGCAAAUCCUGUUGUUCUCUUCGAUUUCUCUGCAAUUCUUUUCAGUUUGAGGAGGCUGCAAUUGCUGCGUUGAAGAGAGCAUUAGGUGCUUUGAACACACAUCUUGCUUCAAACAAUUUCCUGGUCGGGCAUUCUGUCACCCUGGCUGACAUUGUCAUGACAUGCAAUUUGACUAAGAGACCUCGGAGUUCCCUCAUGUUGAGAGAUACUUCUGGACCAUGGUUAAUCAACCAAAUUUCAGCAAGAUCUUGGGUGAGGUAAAGCAAACUGCAUCAGUCCCACCUGUUUCGUCUGCAAAGAAGCCUGCCCUGCCAAAAGAACAUGCCAAACCAAAGCACAAGGAUGAACCAAAGAAAGAAGUCAAGAAGGAGCCAGCAAAGCCCAAAGAGGCUCCUGUUGGGGAAGAGGAAGAAGCACCAAAACCCAAACCUAAGAAUCCUCUUGAUCUGCUGCCCCCAAGUAAGAUGAUUCUGGAUGAAUGGAAGAGACUCUACUCAAAUACCAAGACCAUUUUCCGUGAGGUUGCAAUUAAAGGAUUCUGGGACAUGUACGAUCCCGAGGGAUACUCUCUUUGGUUCUGUGAUUACAAAUACAAUGACGAGAAUACCGUCUCAUUUGUAACUCUGAUCAAGGUUGGUGGAUUCCUUCAGCGGAUGGAUCUGGCACGCAAGUAUGCUUUUGGGAAGAUGCUUGUAAUCGGCUCAGAGGCCCCAUUUAAGGUGAAGGGGCUGUGGCUUUUCCGCGGGCAAGAGAUACCUCAAUUUAUAAUUGAUGAGUGCUAUGACAUGGAACUCUAUGAGUGGAAGGAGGUUGACAUCUCGCAUGAGGCCCAAAAGGGGCGUGUGAUUCAGAUGAUAGAAGAUCAGGAGCCUUUUGAGGGAGAGGCUCUUCUGGAUGCCAAGUGCUUCAAGAAGUUCAAGGGAUCUGCCUCUGACUAUAUAAGAAGUCUCACCACCAAAGAAAACUGUGGGCACGCCUAGCUGCCUGCUCUGUUCUUGAACCUCUUCAAGAAGGGUAAUUGGUCUUCUAUUUCCAA
Vitis riparia (riverbank grape) is the source of this 1385-nucleotide messenger RNA. RefSeq names its product elongation factor 1-gamma-like. Lineage: Eukaryota; Viridiplantae; Streptophyta; Magnoliopsida; Vitales; Vitaceae. The transcript has 4 exons. Gene Ontology annotation, biological process: translational elongation. The record is from RefSeq and is a predicted model, not a curated record. Gene Ontology annotation, molecular function: glutathione transferase activity; translation elongation factor activity. Bases 568 to 1329 code for a protein of 253 amino acids.